CGUUAUGAGUGCGACAUGUGUGGCAAGGCCUGGCAGCACCCGAGCCGGCUGGAGACCCACCGGCGGGUGCACACGGGAGAACGCCCCUUCGACUGCUCCGAGUGCAGCAAACGCUUCAAGACGGCGAAGGACCUGAAGUCCCACCGGCGUUUGCACACGGGUGAGAAGCCCUAUGAUUGCUCCACCUGCGGCAAGAGCUUUGCCCAGUCGGCGGGGCUGAGGGAUCACCGGCGGGUGCACAGCUGUGAGCGGCCCUUCACCUGCUCUGACUGCGGCAAAAGCUUCAAGUGGUCCACGGACCUGAAGGUGCACAGGCGCCUGCACACCGGGGAGCGCCCCUACACCUGCAGUGACUGUGGCAAGGGCUUCACCCGCUCCAGCCACCUGCUGAGGCACCAGCACACCCACACAGACGAGCGCCCCUUCAUCUGCGGCCAGUGCGGCAACGGCUUCACCCGCUCCAGCCACCUGUUGAGGCACCAGCAUACCCAUACCGGGGAGCGCCCCUUCAUCUGCGCCCAGUGCGGCAAGGGCUUCAUCAGCUCCUCCAGCCUGCUGUCCCACCAACAGCUGCACGUCGGCGACAGCCCCGUCCGGUGUGUGGAGAACGCUUUUCCAUGGCCUCCCACGCCCUGUCUCACCAGCAUGUGCACACCAGUGGCCACCCCGACAACUGCCCGUACUGCGGACUCUCAAGGACACCUUACAAUUAAUACAAGCAUGAAACAAAAACAACAUAUACAGCAACAAUACACAAUUCGGAGAGAGAGCAGCGGCAGCCAAUCCCGCCAGCGUUCACUAUCACCUCCAGCAGCCAUGUUUUCCGAGCCAUCUGCAGCAGACCAAUAAAAAUAAAACAACAUUAAAGAAUUUAACAUAAAAACCCCCAACAUGUUCCCACUGUGAGGGACGGCAACAAAGUCCAGUCCUCUUCCUCUUGUUCAC
Messenger RNA from Amblyraja radiata (thorny skate), 945 nucleotides. RefSeq names its product gastrula zinc finger protein XlCGF7.1-like. Gene Ontology annotation, biological process: regulation of gene expression. The record is from RefSeq and is a predicted model, not a curated record. The transcript has 2 exons. Lineage: Eukaryota; Metazoa; Chordata; Chondrichthyes; Rajiformes; Rajidae. Gene Ontology annotation, cellular component: nucleus. The coding region runs from base 16 to 849 and encodes 277 amino acids.